Molecule: messenger RNA, 5869 nt
Organism: Gadus macrocephalus (Pacific cod)
Lineage: Eukaryota; Metazoa; Chordata; Actinopteri; Gadiformes; Gadidae
Product: pituitary adenylate cyclase-activating polypeptide type I receptor-like
Exons: 12
Coding region: 16-1443 (475 amino acids)
Biological process (GO): cell surface receptor signaling pathway; adenylate cyclase-modulating G protein-coupled receptor signaling pathway
Cellular component (GO): plasma membrane; neuron projection
Molecular function (GO): peptide hormone binding; vasoactive intestinal polypeptide receptor activity; G protein-coupled peptide receptor activity
Source: RefSeq, a predicted model, not a curated record
GGUUUUUGUGUCCACAUGUCUUUAUUGUUGUUGUGGUUAUUGUUAUUGUUGUCUCGUGAAAAAAUAAAAUUAAGUAAAGAAUUAAUUAUAAACUACCCUUCACUUGCGUCGUCUGAUCCAUUGCCCCCCACCCCUCUACCCCCUCUACCCCCCACCCCAGGGUGCCCGUGGCUGUGGGACAACCUCACCUGCUGGCAGGCGGCCAGCGUGGGCCAGGUCGUGGAGGUCAACUGUCCAGAACUCUUCAACGAAUUCAUGAACCCUCACGAAGAGAUGGGAAAGGUGGCCCGCAAUUGUACGGAGGACGGCUGGUCUGAGCCGUUCCCGCACUACGUGGACGUCUGCCUCUUUGAGGACAACACCACCAAACCAGACAUGUACUAUGCGUCGGUGAAGGCUCUGUACACCGUGGGCUACAGCACAUCCUUGGUGUCUCUCACGACAGCCAUGGUCAUCCUCUGUAGAUUCAGGAAGCUCCAUUGCACCAGGAACUUCAUUCACAUGAACCUGUUCGUGUCCUUCAUCCUGCGGGCCAUCUCCGUCUUCAUCAAGGACGGCGUUCUGUACGCUGAAGAGGAGGACAGUGACCACUGCUUCGAACACACCGUGCCGUGUAAGACUGUGAUGGUGUUCUUCCACUACUGUGUGAUGUCCAACUACUUCUGGCUGUUCAUCGAGGGGCUCUACCUCUUCACCCUGCUAGUGGAGACCUUCUUCCCAGAGAGACGCUACUUCUACUGGUACACCAUCGUCGGCUGGGGAACUCCUACUAUCUGUGUAACAGUCUGGGCUGUUCUCAGACUCCAUUUUGAUGACACUGGAUGCUGGGAUACCAAUGAGAACACUGCCCUCUGGUGGGUGAUCAAGGGACCGGUGGUAGCUUCCAUAAUGAUCAACUUUGUUCUGUUUGUUGGAAUUAUCAUCAUCCUGGUGCAGAAGCUGCAGUCUCCUGACAUCGGUGGCAAUGAGUCCAGCAUUUACCUCAGCUGUGCUCAGAAAUGCUUCAGUGAGCCCACACAGGCGGCACAGCACUCGUGCAGGAUGUCAGAGUUAUCCGCCAUCACACUGCGCCUGGCCCGCUCCACCCUCCUGCUCAUCCCGCUGUUUGGUAUUCACUACACCGUGUUCGCCUUCUCGCCCGAGGACGUCAGCAAGCGAGAGAGGCUGGUGUUUGAGCUGGGGCUUGGAUCCUUCCAGGGCUUCGUGGUCGCCGUCCUCUACUGCUUCCUGAACGGAGAGGUGCAGUCGGAGAUCAAGAGGAAGUGGCGCAGCUGGACGGUGAACCGCUACUUCGCGGUGGACCUGAAGCAGCAGAGACAUCCGUCUCUGGCCAGCAGCGGGGUCAACGGGGGCACCCAGCUGUCCAUCCUCAGCAAGAGCAGCUCCCAGAUACGCAUGUCCAGCCCCCUGGCCGAGAACGCCAACCUGAGCCUGCCCACCUGAGCGCCUGAUUGGUCGAUAAAAGGUGUCCCCGUACUGCCCCCCCUCCCCAGCCCCUUUACAUUCUCGACCAAUAAGAGUGACCAAAAGUGGGCCGACCCACUCCAUUCCCACCCCACUCCCCAGCUCCACGUUUUCCGCAAACGUUUGGUGAUCCACAAAUGCAAAUGCUUUGUUUGAAAGUUAUUUGGUAGGAGCUGGAUUGAAAUGGGUACAAUUUAUUGUAUGUAUUGGAAUUGUGCUCAUGGCACAAUGCACUCUUAAUUAACCACACCCUUUGAAUAGUGAUAUAGUAUAGAUGCUUUUAAAAGUAUGCAGACAAUUCCGUCUGUUCAAUUUUAUUUUUUUAAACGUUUAAUACUCUCUCUAUUUCUCUCUCCCCCCUUUCUCUUACUCUUUCUCUGUCCAGAUCAUUUACAAUUAGUGUUGUUUGUUAUUAUUGCUAAACUGUAUGCCAAACCAUUGAUCAGCAUUGAAAAAAAAAAGGAUGAGAUAACUGGAGAGCUUAACGCGUGGCUUUUGUAAUGUACACAAAGUGUUUCAAAGUGCAUUACAGGUUGCCCAAAAACGGGUCGGUCGACGACUUAACAUUGAAACAGUAACCAAACCACCGCCUUGCUUGUACAAAUGCUAACUGUUUCAGUGUUAUAUCUUUUCAAAUCAUCAACAAAAAGGACGUUUUUUACACUCAGCCAUAAGUACAGAGUAUGUCAAAAGAUAUUUAUUUAAAGAAAAUACUAAUAAUCAAAUCAUAGAUUGAUACCUUGUACCUUGUAAAUAGAUUGUUUUUUAAUGACCUUUUCAACAAAAGGAACUGGAGCUCCAAUCUGUAGAUUUCAUCCCGUGUCCCGCGACCCCUACGAUAGUAUCCUAGAGACAAAAACCUGCGCAUGCCAAACGAAUUGGUUUGGCGGAAAAAAAAACAGACAAACACUCUCCCCGUGUUAACGAUCGGGCGAAUCAUCUAGCUCAUCUGCCAUCAUCUUCACAUCUCAUCUCAUCGCUUUCUCCUCAUCGCAAAGAACACUUUUAGUAUCCUCUGGGAAGGACAUCACUCAGAAUUUUGGUGAUUAGUAGUAGACAAAAUUAGGUAAGCACUAAUACGUAUUUAUAUGGAUUACAGCGUCAGGCACGACCGCGACAGCAACAGCUAUAGUGUUCAUGAGAACAACAGUGUUGUCUUGUUUCCCAGCUUGUACUGCAAAAGACAUUCCCAAGUGCCUAGUCAGUCAGAAUUAACGACAACAUUAAUUUUACGGUAAUUCAAUAAUGCACUCAUUUUAUGUCCGUGCUAAUGUGAGUUUAAUUUAGAUAGGUUGGUUGGUUUAGUUUAAUUGAUUUGGUUUUUGUUCAUUUAUGAUCUAAUUUAAGAUACAUCUUCAAUUUCAAAUUUUGUUUAUUUAUUGUAUUAUUUUGGUGUAUAUUAUGUCGCAGAUUUUUUUCCUUUCUCUGGCUGAUAUUGGACCUUUUUCUUCUUUAAAAUAUUGCUAAGCAGAAAUUGUGAUAUUCCUAGCAAGGGUAAAUGUUAUGUUUUGUGAUGUGAUGAUGUGCAACUGUACACAUGUGUUGGCCAUUUGUUACAGCAACAUUUACACUUUUAUGCGACCAUCGCUCAGUAAAUAAAACUAAAACAAAUCCAUUUUGACCUGGCACUGGGACAAAUAAAUUAUAUAAACAAGUAAAUAAGGGAAAUAAUGCUUUAAUACGACAGCUUUUGACAAUCCUGGAACAUCUUAAGAACAAUAACCAUUCAUAACCAUAAUUCAUGACAUGCUUAUAAAACACUAAAGAAAACAACACAUGUUUUGUGCUUACAUGAUCAGGUUUCUUGAGGUGGAAAAUAAGAAUGUAUUAUAUGCUGAUGAGAUAACAUUGUUCAUAAUCAGACAACGUUUUAUAGACAGGAUGUCAGUAUUAUUUGACAGGACUGAAUACCUGCUGUAUUAUUGUACAUAAAUGACGGUCAACAAAGUUCCAUGACACAUGAAUAUGAAUGAAUGAAACUGGUUGCUCUUGACCACUCAUGAAGUGCAAUCUUUUUGAGGCGACACUUAGGCCAAAUGUUUGUUAAAACCAAUAUAUUGUAGAUCAAUGCAAAAGGCAUGUGUAUUCCUACAGUAUUAUAUUGUCCUAAGCUCCAAUGGGUAUGAUUAUCCCUAAUUGAAGCUAGAUAUAUCUAUUUAAUUUAAAAAGAAAGUGAAAGUGCUGGCAAGCUAGCAUCGUUUAUAUACACGCAGAAACGGUGUAUGAUGCCAUCUUCAACAAAGGUGUGUACUUGUCCUGAAGGCAGCAAGCUCGACGCCACAAAGUUGUGGUGACCAAAGUUGUUGAGGUUGAAAUCCGAUCUUGGGUGAUUUCAUUCUUUAUUAAUUUAUAGAUUUAUUGUGACUCAAGAUGUGAUGAUAACUGCUGAUUCAGAAUUGGUUGGGUUGUGUACAUAUAUAAAUAUAUUAGAUAUUAGACACUGUGGAGAUUGUGCAACAAUAGCGAUAUUCAUACAUAUAUAUACAGUAUAUAAACAGUAUAUACUGUAUAUGUGUGUAUAUAUGUGUAUUGAGUACAUUACGUAGUCUGUGUGCGUGCCGGUAGGGUACUGCGGGGGGUAUUCAUUUGAAGAUCACUCUCCCCUUUUUGGUGUGUUUCUAUGACCAGGAAAUCUGAAUUGUUUGGUGGCGCCUUACGCCGAUACCUCAUCUGGCUGGGGCCCCCAAUGCAGGCCCCUCCAGCUCUGAUGUGAAACGACCAUGUCUCAAAGCUGUUACUGUGAUAAAACACACAAAGAGCUCCUCUCUUCAUCGUCAUCGUGCCAUGUGACACGUCCACCACAGCGUGGCAGCUCAGUGUUAACGUUUAGAUAAAAUAAAUGCUAUUUAUUAAUUUUUUCUUAGGUUUUGUAAUGUGAUUUUGGUGCGAUAAGAAGCUAAAUGUAAGCCAGUCUUUUGCUUUUAUUUAUUUUUGCUACUUGUGUCUUUCAGCUGGAGUUUUCUUUUGGUUUUGGGUGUGGUGUGCUUCUCAAGCACAUGAGAGAAUUUAGUUACUUACUUUAUUUAUUCAGGUAAACAAAUUGUGAUUUCAAAACUCUUUCGCAGGUGGGUCCUGGCCAAAGGGGCAGCCCAUCACGGGGUGGAAUACAAAAGACAAAAAAAAAAAAAAAAAAGAACAUACAACAUUUGGCGAUAUUAAGAAGUGCAAAAGAAAAGGUUAAUUGGGCUGCCUUUGAAAUUAGCAAGCGGACCCCAAUCAGAUUUUAAGUAUUUUUUACAGCGGAGCGAAGGCGAUGCCGCAGUGUUUUAGUGGUGUGAGGAGGUGGAUGUAUGAUGAGCAUGAGCUCCAUAUACUCUACGUGUGCUGUUUUGGUUUUCGGGACCUCUGCCGGUAUUUUUCAUCUUCUGAAAAAAAGAACUGCAUAUUUAGUUUUAGUCUUAGAAAUAUGUUCUUUAUAAUUUUACUCUACAAUGGUUCACCUAGUAUUUGAGUUGGUUUUUAUUUCCAGGGGUCUAUAUUCGAAAAGCAAGUCGGAGUUGCAAACAAACCCACACACGCACACACACACACACACACACACACAGACAGAUAUUUGGUGCAUGUGUACAAGUACAACUCUUUAAAUAAUCAACGGUCUUGCCAUUGAUUUGGCAGUUGUGCCCGUGGAGCCUGUAACGUGUAGUGAUACAAGAAUACGUGUAUAUAUCUAUCUGAGUGUAAUACAUGAGUGUGUGUGUACUGCACACUCUCUCGGUUGCCAUUGAACUCUAUGAAUGUACUGUGCCAUCAUCGCUUUGAUAAACGUUGCCUGCUAUUUCACAAUUGCCAUUGUGUACAAAUGAUGUCUCUCUCUUUUGAUCACAUGUAAAUGCAAAUAUUUCAAUAUUUUUGCUAAUGGCUCGACCUCUCGGUGAUGACGACCUGUGAUACCUGUAAACCGUGUUCUCUUUUGAAUGGUUUUGUUUGUUACACCGCCGUAUUUUAAGCGUGUACAAAUUUGAAUCUCAGUGGAAUAAUGUGUCUAUUCAUGAGCUUGAUGGACAGAGCAAGGAUAUGAUGAUGUGUGUGUCUCUGUGUGUUUGAGUGUGUGUUUCUAUGUUUUUGCUUUGUAAAGGCAGUGUGUGUGUGUGUGUGUGUGUGUGUGUGUGUGUGCGUGUGUGUGUGUGUGUGUGUGUGUGUGUGUGUGUGUGUGUGUGUGUGUGUGUGAGAGAUACGCUUUGGUGAGUGUGUGUGCGUAUGCGUGUGUGUGUGUGUGUGUGUGUGAGACACGCUUUGGUUGAGAAUGGGAUAUUUAAGUGUAAAAAAAAAAAGAACUGCUAUAAUCAACUUUUAUUUUUGCUCUGCCUGUAAUAUGAGUGUGUAUUACACGGUUCUGUUGUCUCAAAUAAUGUUAAAAAAUAAUGUGUUCAUUUGAUUGCAAAAUAAAUCCAUCCAUCGUGACUAA